ACGGCCGAAGAAAGUGCAUCUUUGAUUGGGCUGUUCUGUCCCCGAACGAGUUUGUUGUUUUUCCGUCUGUUCGUAGUCUAUGGAAGUACCUACAUAUGCUCACCCAUGUGCUGUUUUGAAUUCCUCAGUUAGCGGCAGAACGUUGACGGUUGAAGAUUACUCUGCGAUUGUCUAAUCUGGGUUAUAAAUAUUGCAACUCAAAACAAUGUUCCUAUUUUCGCUUAUUGGACUUUGUGUUGUUAUCUACUAUGUGAUUCAGUUGUUAGUGUAUUAUUUCCUCGACUGUGAUUUGGAGUUGUAUUUACUCUCAAAAGUGGGAAAGCCUAUUGAAUCCCUGCGUGGAAAGGUAAUAUGGAUCACUGGAGCGUCCAGUGGAAUUGGUCGUGAUCUAUCCAUUAUUCUGGCGAAGCAUGGCGUACGGCUUUGUCUGUCGUCGCGCAAACAAUCGGAGCUCAUGAAAGUGAAGCAAGAGUGUUUGCAGGCAUCAAGAGGAUAUCUGCAUGGCAACGACAUCUUCGUUAUGCCGAUGGACAUGCUCGAUAUCGAUGGCCACCAGAAGUACUUCGAUCAGGUGAUCGAUCACUUCAAAACGCUGGACAUUCUGGUGAACAAUGCUGGGCGAUCACAGCGCGCGGAAUGGAACACCAUUCAGCUGAACGUGGAUCGGGAGCUGUUCGAACUGGACGUUUUCGCCGUGGUCAACCUGUCCCGGAUCGCGUUGAACUAUUUCAUUAGGAAAGGCGUACAGGGUCACAUUGCCGUGACCAGUAGCAUCACGGGACUUGUUGGGUUCCCUAACUCGGCAACGUACACUGCGGCGAAGCAUGCGUUACAUGGCUAUUUCGAGACACUCCAGAACGAGUCAUUCCCAGUUGACGUAUCCAUUUUCUGCCCAGGACCGACGGCUACGAAUUUUCUACAGGAAUGUUUCACGAGUACAUCUGGAGAGAAAUUCAACAAACCUGUCAACGCCGAUGAUCGUCGCCUUACCAGUGAACGGUGUGCCGAGCUGUAUGCGAUAGCUCUAGCCAAUAAAACCCCACUCAGCUGGGCCGGUACCCGUCCAAUGAAUUUCAUUUUCUACAUCGGUUGUUACUACCCGAACGUGAGACGAUUGCUUAUUAACACACUGGGAAUUGCCAACAUCGAUCGACUCAGAAACGGUCGUCCACUUGGAUCCGAUUGAUUUAAACAUAGGUCUCUACAUACCGUGAUAACUUUUUUAAUCUUACCUGCUUGUUUUGAAUCUCCUUUUUAAAUAAAUCAAUGCACCCACCUUGUCGAGAAAAUUAA
Messenger RNA from Armigeres subalbatus, 1293 nucleotides. RefSeq names its product dehydrogenase/reductase SDR family member 7-like. Bases 206 to 1186 code for a protein of 326 amino acids. Gene Ontology annotation, molecular function: oxidoreductase activity. The record is from RefSeq and is a predicted model, not a curated record. The transcript is spliced from 5 exons. NCBI's taxonomy places the organism in Eukaryota, Metazoa, Arthropoda, Insecta, Diptera, Culicidae.